Pimephales promelas (fathead minnow) is the source of this 2846-nucleotide messenger RNA. The record is from RefSeq and is a predicted model, not a curated record. NCBI's taxonomy places the organism in Eukaryota, Metazoa, Chordata, Actinopteri, Cypriniformes, Leuciscidae.
UCGAUGACGUACUACGCAGAACAUGAGCUGAAGAGGCGUUCGUUGUACCUUUGUCCAAGCUAUCCAAACGCGAAAAUCACAUAAAUGGAUCGGGGGUCGAAGCGGCGACAGGUGAAGCCUUUGGCUGACUCUCUGCUGGAUGCUCUGGACUAUGACAGCUCAGAUGACAGUGAUUUUGAAGUUGGAGAUGCAUCAGGUUCAGAGGGCACCGGCAACGGGAGUGAUGAGGAGGGUUCAAAUGACAGCGCUGCGGGCUCUGAGAGCGACUCUGACGCUGUUGGCUCAGCUGAUGAAGAGGGCAUAGAUGAAGAAGAGACCAAAGAUUUAAAUGAAGACACUGAAGAAGAGGAAAAAGCCAAGGAACAGUCUUUCUCUGAGGAGACCAGCAGCAAAGAAACAGAGGGAACCUCCAAGAAUCGCAGGAAAGUAGAAAAAUCCUCAGAUACAGAACCAAAUGGUAGUGGUACUGCAGAGGAGGCCUCGGGAGAGCCAAAAAAAUGGAACCUCCGACGAAACCGGCCCAUGCUGGACUUCACUACGAUGGAAGAGCUAAACGAAAUGGAUGAUUAUGACAGCGAGGAUGACAAUGACUGGAGGCCCACGCAAGGAAAAAAGAAAGGCAAGGCAUCAUCUGGGAAGGAGAAAGAAGGGAGUGAUGAAGAGGAUGAUGAUGGUGGUAGUGAUGAAGAGGACAAUGAGGAUGAUGAAAACGAGACUAGUAGCAGUGAUAGUGAGGAAGAAGGGAGGAAACCAAAGAGAAAAGCAGGCAAAAACACUGGAGCUUUUGAUGAGGAGGAGACCAAUGACAGCCACAGCACAUCACAUGGAAAGGGCAAUGAGGACUCUCUGUUGGAGCGUCCCCAGACCUGGAGCUCCCAGCGAAUGGAGCACAUCCUUAUCUGCUGCGUGUGCCUGGGAGACAACAGCGAAGAUGCGGAUGAGAUCAUCCAGUGUGACAACUGUGGCGUGACCGUGCAUGAAGGUUGCUAUGGUGUCGAUGGUGAAAGUGACUCUAUCAUGAGCUCGGCCUCAGAGAACUCAACAGAACCGUGGUUCUGUGACGCUUGCAAGAAUGGCGUUACACCCAGCUGUGAACUCUGUCCCAGUCAGGACGGCAUCUUUAAAGAAACUGAUGCUGGGAGGUGGGUGCACGUGGUGUGUGCCCUUUAUGUUCCAGGCGUUGCAUUUGGAGAUAUUGACAAGCUGAGGCCAGUAACACUCACAGAGAUGAACUACUCAAAGUAUGGGGCAAAGGAGUGCAGUUUGUGUGAGGACGCACGCUUUGCUCGCACAGGCGUUUGCAUCAGCUGUGAUGCUGGAAUGUGCCGUUCAUUCUUCCAUGUUACGUGUGCUCAACGGGAAGGGCUACUGUCUGAAGCUGCUGCAGAAGAGGACAUUGCAGAUCCCUUCUUUGCGUACUGCAAGCAGCACGCAGACCGCUUUGACAGGAAAUGGAAAAGGAAGAACUACCUGGCCCUGCAGUCCUAUUGCAAAGUGUCUCUGCAGGAAAGAGAGAAGCAACUGACACCUGAAGCUCAGGUCAGAUUUACCGCUCAGGCUCGUAUAACCACUCGGCUCCAGCAGUACAGAGCGAAAGCAGAGCUGUCUCGAAACACUCGACCGCAGGCGUGGGUGCCCCGAGAGAAGCUUCCCCGACCGCUCACUUCUAGUGCGUCAGCCAUUCGUAAGCUGAUGCGUAAAGCCGAGCUCAUGGGUAUCAGCACAGACAUAUUCCCCGUGGACACAUCUGAGACCAGCGCAAGCAUAGAUGGACGGCGUAAACAUAAGCAGCCUGCCCUCACGGCAGACUUUGUUAACUACUACCUAGAGCGGAACAUGAGGAUGAUUCAGAUCCAGGACAACAUAGUGGAGCAGAAGAACCUCAAAGACAAGCUGGAGAGUGAGCAGGAGAAGCUGCACAUGGAUUACGAUAAGCUGUGCGAGUCUCUGGAGGACCUGCAGAAUGUCAAUGGCCAGCUGAGGACCGAGGGCCAAGCCAUAUGGAGCAUGAUGGGGGGGAUCCUUGGACAGAAAUUGAAUUCUCCUGCAGUACUGAAAGCUCCCAAAGAGAGAAAGCCAAGCAAGAAAGAGGGUGGAUCACCAGGGAAGUCGUCAAACCUCCCAGCUAUGCUCUACAGCUGUGGGAUCUGUAAGAAAAACCAAGACCAGCAUCUUUUACUGCUAUGUGACACCUGUAAGCUGCAUUACCAUCUGGGCUGUCUGGACCCACCUCUCACACGCAUGCCGAAGAAGACCAAAAACAGCUACUGGCAGUGCUCUGAAUGCGACCAGGCCAGUAGUGAUGAGGCUGACAUCGCCAUGGAGACGCUGCCGGAUGGAACCAAAAGGUCCAGAAGGCAGAUCAAGGGACCAAUCAAAUUCAUCCCUCAAGAAAUGAGCCCAGAGCCCAAGAAGCUUCAAGUGAGAGGGACUCCCCGGCUAAACUCCACCAGAGAAAGAUGCUUCAUUGCAGAAUUUAUCUUCACUUGCACUCCAGAGUGUGGCAGCAGCUGAAAAGAGUCCUGCUUUGCAUUUUUAAUGCCUUUAACCAGCCGGUGUGGUGGUGGCAAUCCUUUGUAAAGCUGUGUUCUGAUUUAUCAUGGCAAGCUAAUCGACCCCCCGCCAUUCCUUCCGUUCAGGAGUCAGUGGUGUUCGGCUUCGCUAAUGUGCCACACUUCUCCAGGGCCAUUGAAUACCGGCCCUCCUGCACAACUGAAAUGGCUCUCAUGACUGGUGCACACUGAGAUUUUGUUGUGAGUCUUUAUUGGACUAGAUUUCUGCAUCAUUCGAUAGACUGAGGGAAUUGGAAAUGUUGCUAUGUAUAAUUAGAGUGUUUGAUAAAGCAU